Messenger RNA from Daucus carota subsp. sativus, 2125 nucleotides. RefSeq names its product sodium/calcium exchanger NCL. The transcript is spliced from 7 exons. Bases 148 to 1842 code for a protein of 564 amino acids. NCBI's taxonomy places the organism in Eukaryota, Viridiplantae, Streptophyta, Magnoliopsida, Apiales, Apiaceae. Gene Ontology annotation, molecular function: calcium ion binding; calcium:proton antiporter activity. Gene Ontology annotation, cellular component: membrane. The record is from RefSeq and is a predicted model, not a curated record. Gene Ontology annotation, biological process: calcium ion transmembrane transport; intracellular calcium ion homeostasis.
ACUCUCUUCUUCUCUCGUGUCUUAAAAUAAACUACAAGCAGUUGAGUAAGACGUGUAACUAUAAAUCAACCAUUUUAAUAUAUCUCGAUGCACUCGCAUAUAAAAACGUCAACACUUAUCCACACUGUGCGUUGCGUAUAAACAAUCAUGUCCAGUAAAAAGCUUAUUCUCCUGGCCUUGAUAUCAAGCCUAGUUCUUGUUCCUCAAGUCUCUGCCAGAAGAAUUGCUUCAGAUCUCGUUUCCGACGGAGCCUCUCGGAUUGAAAAUGUGGGUCAAGUACAAGGAGAAGAAGAAGGUUCGGUUUGUGAGCAGACGUAUGGAUUCAUGCCGUGCACAGACACGGGGCUGGGGAACUUGUUUCUUAUAAUUGUGUAUGGAUAUCUCAUGUAUGUUGGAGCUACUUAUCUUUCCGACGGAAGUGAGCUUUUGUUGGAUAUUCUAGGCCCGGGGAUCAUUGGCGGACUUUUUCUUCCCGUUCUCGGCGCACUUCCCGAUGCUCUGCUCAUUUUAGUCUCUGGAUUAUCUGGAAGUGUCACAACUGCUCAAAGUCAGGUUUCGGUUGGAAUGGGGUUGCUAGCUGGAUCCACUGUUAUGCUUCUCACUGUCAUAUGGGGAACCUGUGUCAUUGUUGGCAAAUGCGACAUAGAAAAUUCUGUUGCUAUAGACGGAAAAGAUACCAAGGGAUUUAGCUUAAGUGGUUCCGGUGUCAGUACUGAUAUUUGGACAAGUUAUGCCGCAAUGAUAAUGAUUGUAUCACUGAUUCCUUUCGUAGUUGUACAAGUUCCACAAGUUUUGCACUCAACUGCAGGAAGGCACUUAGCAGUCUUGAUUGCGCUUGUUAUCUCCGUCUUGCUACUAGUUUCGUAUUGCAUGUAUCAGGUAUUUCAGCCUUGGAUUCAGAGCAGAAAGCUUGCUUAUACAAAUUAUAAGCAUGUAAAAUAUGGAAUUCUAAAGAGUGCAGUCGGGAGACUGUCAACUGAUCAGGGCACGCCAGAUACAGAAUUCAUAAAAAAGCUUUUUGAGCAAAUGGACCUGGACGGUGAUGGAUAUCUUACAGCUUCUGAACUAAGAGCCUUAAUUUUAGGAAUUCAAUUUGAUCAAAUAAAUCUGAAUCAUGAUGAUGCUGUGGCUAAACUAAUGAAAGAUUUUGACAAGUCUGCUGAUAAUCAAGUUGAUUUACCCGAGUUCAUCGAUGGGAUUGCAGAAUGGCUUAAUGAUGUAAAGAAGUCAAAGGCUUCCUCUACUGUGACUAAUUCUGAAACAAUCAAGUAUCUGAACGACUAUCACGAGCAAACAAAGAGGGAAUAUGGUCUUUUAGGGGAACAAAGUGAUGAAGCUGUUGAGGUUAUAGAAAACCCUAAGUGGACAACCACUAAAGCUAUACUACUGUUGAUGCUUGGGACUGUUCUUGCAGCUGUUUUUGCUGAUCCUCUGGUAGAUGCUGUUGACAAUUUCUCCAGUGCCACGAGUAUUCCUUCGUUCUUUAUAUCAUUCAUUGCUCUUCCCCUAGCAACUAAUGCCAGUGAAGCAGUAUCAGCAGUUAUAUUUGCUAGCAGAAAAAAGCUGAGAUCUGCAUCCUUAACUUUUUCUGAGAUAUAUGGAGCGGCAACCAUGAACAACAUUCUGUGCCUGUCGGUCUUCUUGGCACUUGUUUAUGUUAGAGGACUGGAAUGGGACUUCUCUUCUGAAGUUUUGGUUAUUAUCAUUGUUUGCAUUGUGAUGGGUUUGUUGGGUAGCAUCAGCACAACUUUUCCUCUUUGGACAACUUCGAUAGCUUUCAUGCUUUAUCCGCUCUCCUUGGUGUUAGUCUAUGUCCUCGACUACAUUUUUGGAUGGUCGUGAUCAAUGACAGAAUAACGAUACUCUCUCAGAACUACUUUUCAACUCUGUCAAAAAUGAAAUUCGUCGGGGAGAAAAAACACAUUUUUUACCCACAAUCUCAGUUGACUAUGACAUGGCAGUUAGGCUAGAUAUUGUAGAAAGCUCUGGUAUCUGUUUUUUCUGUUAAGUUGUACUAACUAAAGUAGCUCUGUAAAUGAUUUACUUUCUUACCUUUUUCUUUGUUACUACAGAUCUCCAGGAGAUUUUUGAUGAUAUGCAUAAAUGGAUCUUUGCUUUUGACAAA